AUGCAAAUCCCGGCCAAAACCUUGAUUGGUUAUGCAAUCUUUGUUUCAGGUGCCACUGCUAUGAGCAUACGACAAACCGGUGGUGCCAUGAACAUCGUGAACGCGUAUGGUGUAGCCAUGCAACAGUCUGCCGAUAGUGUGUUGGGCUGGUGGACAUCAGAGCAGCCAGCCGCGGUAGUUAUUCAGUGGCCCACCUCCGGAAACCCCACGGCGCUCAAAUUUGCAAACGGAAAGUGUUUGUAUGUGGACAAUGUAGUACCGUACCAAACAGACUGUACUUGUAACAACGAUGAGUGGUGGCACUACGAGAACGAACAAUGA
This is a messenger RNA of Sphaeroforma arctica JP610, 321 nucleotides long. RefSeq lists its product as hypothetical. The coding region runs from base 1 to 321 and encodes 106 amino acids. The transcript has a single exon. The record is from RefSeq and is a predicted model, not a curated record. NCBI's taxonomy places the organism in Eukaryota, Ichthyosporea, Ichthyophonida.